Messenger RNA from Suillus fuscotomentosus, 1872 nucleotides. RefSeq lists its product as uncharacterized. The record is from RefSeq and is a predicted model, not a curated record. Lineage: Eukaryota; Fungi; Basidiomycota; Agaricomycetes; Boletales; Suillaceae. The transcript has 17 exons. The coding region runs from base 1 to 1872 and encodes 623 amino acids.
AUGGGACUAUUAAGUGUGAUCACAACCGAGCUGAGACUUACAAGUUCAAUUGCUAAGGAAAACUGUGUGCUUCUGAUGCUCUGGGUGGCCAUCUUGCAUCUUCAACGCCUUGGAGACAAUGUCUUGCAUCUUGUUGUAUGCAAGUUCCAUGGCAGCAUUGGAUUCUGUUUAAUUGUGGGUUCUCACGCACAUGAUGUACUGGUAGCUAAUUUCGACAUAUCCGACCAUAGUUCCGACAAUGAAACGUCCAGUUUUUUCACCGGCUAUGAUAAUUUCAGUCAAGACCAAGAUAUUGCUGCAUUGGACCAGCGUUAUGCCACUCAAUCCAGCGGCAACACUGAUGACUGGCCAGAUAUUAUUGAGUCCAAGGAUGACAUUACCAUCUCACACUCAAUUGUAGAUUAUGACAUGUUACGUGUUUUCACUGGUGAUGAAAAAGUUCCAGUUGAGACCGCAGAACCAUUCAGCUAUGACACGUCAUCCUCGCCAUCGGCCCAACAAGCCUCAUUCGAUUGCAACUAUGACGAUGACGAUGGCAUAUCCAUGUCACAAGCCCUCCCUGUGACUGCCAACGCAUCUGCAAAACCAGUUGCUGAUACAUCCAAGCCCCCAAUGUUGUCGGUGCCCUUUGUCCAUUACAGUGAUGAGACCAGAUACCUGCAACAUGAGUUUUCACCCAGACAAUUGCCACAAACUUCAUUUUCUGACGAGGAUAAUGUACCUACCGAAGAAUAUCUUGCAGAAAUGAGUGAAGCAGACAAGGUAUUUCUGGGAUAUGGCCAUAUGUUAGCAGAAUCAAUGUAUAGAACAUUACUUGGUCUGUGCAAGCCAAGGCCGGCUUCUGGGCCGACCGUGACAAAUGAACCUGAUUCAAAGACAAACCAUCCUGACGGUCGCAUCUCUGUUGAUACACCAUUGCCUUGUGCUGUCGACCUCAUGUGCACAGGCAAAUCGGCUGAUGAUGUGUUCAUGGCUGAUCUGUACCUUGGGUAUGAGGAAGAUUACAUCGCAACCGCACCUCAAAACCCUCAAGUUUACCGGGCAGGUGUCGAGCAAUCCCCCCAGAUCCUAUUACCAGCCGAUCUUGACUUUGGUUAUGAGGGCGACUUCCUGCCAAUCACACCGUUAGAUCGUCCAGUACAUCCAACAGCAAUAGAGUCAUUACCUGACAUUGAAUUGCCAGCUAAUCUUGACUUUGGAUACGAGGAGAAGAUUUUCUCUAUGAAGUCAUCAGAUGAUGCCCUUCAGUCAACUCUUACGGAACCAUCACCUGACUGUGGUGAGACCAUCCAAACCACGUCUUCAGAUGAGGCUCUCCCCACUACAUCUUCAAAUCAUUUAGUCUGGCUAAAUGACAUCAAGGCAUCUACUGAUCCAUCACUGCCAGCCGAUCUGUGCUUGGGGUACGAGGAUGAAGCUCUCCCGACCAUAGCUUCAAAUAGCACAAUUGGACCAACACAUAUAAAUCCAUCGGCCAGCAUCACAUUACCAGGUGAUUUGUGCUUGGAGUAUGAGGAUGAGGCCAUCAUGAAAGAACUGUCGACGCAAGCUGUACUCGCCAGUCAAGUUGAGAACUUGGGUGACCGUGCAGCCCCACACGUGUCCUGGAAAUCCCCCAGGACGGCGGACGGCCUUCAAAACCACGAUCCUUUGUAUGCUGAUGCUGCAGAGGCCAUCGCCCAUGUCAUAGAUCACCUGGAGGUCAAUGAUGACCAUGAAAGUAUUGGGAAUUGCCGUGAAACCACGGCCAAAGAAAUGAUAUAUGCCAGACGUGUGGUGGAGGUUUCAUAUACUGAGCGAAGAGACAGCAUCACACAAGCAUGUAGAGAUCUGAGAUUGGAGGAGGAACAGGAUCGCAACAAUGAGGAUUGA